This is a messenger RNA of Megalobrama amblycephala (Wuchang bream), 2244 nucleotides long. It is a transcript of the gene gpr157, whose product is annotated as G protein-coupled receptor 157. The record is from RefSeq and is a predicted model, not a curated record. Bases 470 to 1471 code for a protein of 333 amino acids. Lineage: Eukaryota; Metazoa; Chordata; Actinopteri; Cypriniformes; Xenocyprididae. The transcript is spliced from 4 exons. Gene Ontology annotation, cellular component: plasma membrane. Gene Ontology annotation, molecular function: cAMP binding; G protein-coupled receptor activity. Gene Ontology annotation, biological process: adenylate cyclase-activating G protein-coupled receptor signaling pathway; cell surface receptor signaling pathway.
GAAUCAGUGAACCGUUCUGUAUGAAUCUUUUUAGUGAAUUGUUUCAAAGGAUUCGAAUCACUUAAUGAAUCAAGUCCUUAGCAUUUCACCUUCUCAAACAGUAAAGCGCAAAAACAAAUCUGAGUGAGCUUAGAUUUUAAAGGCUGGGGUACGUAUGGUUGUUUUUUAAAGACAAUCGGGAUUAGUAAGAAGAAUGCCGACAAAUUGCAACAUGUUUUGAUUUGUUGUUAUUGCCAAGACAUUGUUUCACUGCCUCAGCUGUUUUGAAGAAGCUGUUGGACUGGCUUUUAUAAAGUCUUUUACACCACUGGAUCUUAAAGCCCGUCUUGUUUUCGGUGUAAUGCUUCGUCAGGUGAAAGGUGGACUGGAAAUACCUUUAUUUACAAGAGGAUUCGAUAGUUUAAAUAAGACUAAACUUUAACAAACAUAAACACACAAACGAGGCGCCGGUAGAUUUUACGGGAAAACUAUGGCCGAGACGAACCGGACCGACGUGUAUGUUUACGAACAGGUUGUUAUCCUGGCAUCAUGUAUACUUUCGUUUUUUGGGUCACUUUUAAUCAUAUGCACAUAUGUACAUUGGCUCGAUCUGAGAACUACACCGAGAAAACUGCUCGUGUAUCUGUCUGUCUCUGACCUUCUGUCUGCACUUUCGUACUUUUACGGAGUUGUGCGGAUUUUUGACUCUGAUUCUGCGGAUUGUAUUGCGCAAGGAGCAAUUUCCACAUUCGCGAACACCAGCUCAUUCUUCUGGACCGUGGCUAUUGCCAUCUACUUAUACGUUUUUAUUGUGAAGUCCAGCCUGAGACAGGCCGACAACUUGGUGCUGUAUUUUCAUCUCAUCAGCUGGGGCGUUCCUUUAGCCAUCACUGUGGCAGCCCUGUCUCUGCACAAGAUCGGCUAUGAUGCCUCUGAAGUGUCUGUAGGCUGGUGCUGGGUGAACAUCCAGGCUGAAGACCAUGUGCUGUGGAUGCUGCUCACGGGAAAGAUCUGGGAGUUCAUUGCCUAUGCCACACUGCCAGUCCUGUACAUCCUUAUUAAGAUACACAUUAAAAGAGCACAUGCAGCCCUUUCUGAGUACCGUCCCAUCCUGACCAGCAGCCCCGUCUCUCACUCGCUGUCUUCCAUGGCGGACAGGAAGCUCACCCUCAUCCCCAUCAUCUUCAUCAUGCUCCGCGUGUGGAGCACCAUCCGCUUCCUGCUCCUGCUGGCUGGCUCCUCUGCAGGGCACAACCCAGUACUGGUGACCUUGCACGGAAUUGGAAACACCUUUCAAGGAGCUGCGAACUGCAUCAUGUUUGUGCUGUUAACUCCCUCGAUUCGUUCACGACUGGUGGCUCUGCUGUGCUGCAAAGGUCAGGACAGACACUGGAGCUCAGAAUCAGUGUCUCAGAACAGGGCAAAUGCACAUACGCCUUCACAAAGGGAGGAAAACACCAGCCCCCGAACCUUGGAGAACAGCGAGGAGUAAGAGAUACUAUGAUCCUGCAUUUGAACGCACAAGGCUGGAUGAUACCGAUAAUGAAAGCUCUGUGGUUGUUUGAGUUACAUCAGAGCCUUACACUCAGCCUUCUUGUUUGACCAAGCGCCUUCACGGAUUACAGGGGACUGCGGUCACAUGCACAAAACCCUCAGAGCAUGGAACACAAACGCACUUUCUGUUACAGGUUUAGCUCAGCACUUUAGGCGAAAGGCUUUCUGUCUUCCAAAUCUGUUUUCAUUCUGCUGCCGCAGAUAUCUCAUGUUCAUUUAAAUAGAAAUGAGAUCUGUAGCUCAGGGGAAGCGAGGAUACAGCAGUUUAUUAACUAGUGACCAAAAUGGCAAAUGUACUGUGAAGUGUUUUUACAAGGGAUUUUUUUCCUCUUUCUCCCAACAAAGCACAUGAGUUCUUAAUACAAAGUUAUUACUGUACAUUACAUCUAUUAUGUAUUUUUAAGGCAUGAUUUAUAUGUAUAAUAUACUGUAUGUAUAUGUAUAAACUUAUAGUAUUUUCCUGGAUUUAUGUAUUAUGUCAUAAUCUCAUUUCUCUUUAUUCACUUUUCACUGUAUGUAGUCACAUGCACCUAGUUGGCCAAAAUUUACAGGACACAAGCCACAACCUGCACAUUUAUUGCUAUUUCACACGGUGCCUUUGAAUACUGGGGAAUAAGUGCCUUUUAAUCUUUGUAUAUGUAGUUCUCAAUUUGAACAUGUAGUUAUAAUUUUCAGCAUAUCAGCUGAAUUCAAUAAAGUGAUUACCUGUCA